UACGAGAGAAAUAGCACAGACACAGCUUUUUUAUUUAUGAAAUAACACCGUUUCAAACAUUUUGGUUUCACCAGUGUUAAAUCUGACUUACAGUGGCCAGAUUUCACUCGCUUUUUUGUCGUUGUUAUUACCUGCCAAAUUCAAUGUGUUUGCCGGACUAACAGAGUUAGUUGAGUCUUGCAGAUGUUGGUGCGUCAAGAAUUGGGCAAGACUGGCCCAAUGUUUCACAGAGGAAUGACUCUACCGCCUUCGAGAAGAACGUUACUGUCCUCAAACUUGAAGACGCGAUAGUAAGUAAUGGUACGUUAUUUUCACCAAACAACAUGGACUUGGCGCGUAUAAAGAAGAAGGAGGGACGCUACAAGAAAGGUGUUCAAUUUAACAAAGAGAUGGAUGAAAUUGCUGUAAGAGAGAGACUCAUAAACGAUCUACCCAUUUUAAAAGAUAAAAGGUUUUGUUGUGCAGCAAGGAAAAGUCAGGGUAUGGCAGAACUUGACUUCGUUCGCAAUCCGCGCCGUGUUUGGGACGGUAAGACCAUUAGAAGAAGACUACCAGGCAGCUCGGCCCUGUUCAUACUCAUUGAAGAAGAUGAGGAAGAUUUCAGUAGUUUUCACGACACCGAAGUUGAAGACUUUGACCUGGACACAUUUGUUGGUGACAGACUCUUUGAGGAACAGAUUGGAAAAAAUGAAAAGGUACUUAAGCUUUUAUCAUCGACCAAUGACAAUCGAGGACAAAAUAAGUUACGGUCAAGUCAGGUCACAAAAGAUCUUACAGAUUCUUCCGGACAAACUGACAGUGGUGCUUGCUCAGAGGGUGAGCUUUAUUGA
This is a messenger RNA of Stylophora pistillata, 830 nucleotides long. RefSeq lists its product as uncharacterized. Lineage: Eukaryota; Metazoa; Cnidaria; Anthozoa; Scleractinia; Pocilloporidae. The record is from RefSeq and is a predicted model, not a curated record.